Molecule: messenger RNA, 971 nt
Organism: Notolabrus celidotus (New Zealand spotty)
Lineage: Eukaryota; Metazoa; Chordata; Actinopteri; Labriformes; Labridae
Gene: nhp2
Product: NHP2 ribonucleoprotein homolog (yeast)
Exons: 4
Coding region: 157-786 (209 amino acids)
Biological process (GO): snRNA pseudouridine synthesis; rRNA pseudouridine synthesis
Cellular component (GO): box H/ACA snoRNP complex; nucleolus
Molecular function (GO): box H/ACA snoRNA binding
Source: RefSeq, a predicted model, not a curated record
CGCUGGGGGCGCUGGUGUUUCCUCCAUUCAAACAAAUAGGAGAAGAAGAAAGCACAACACGUGUUGUUUCUCUCAGAGUGCUCGGCGUGUGAUCAGGACUGUGAUCAGUGAACAGCCUGAAAUUAAAGUUUCAGUAUAAACUACUUUUGAUCAGACAUGACAAAAACGAAGAAGGAGAAGCUUCCUGUGGACGGAGAGGAGGUCUCGGCCGCAGACGGACCGGAGAGGUCUUACCAGGACCUGAUCGCCAACGUGAACCCGAUCGCCCAACCUCUGGCCUCCAAAAAACUCAGCAAGAAGCUCUACAAAUGCGUCAAAAAGGCUGCCAAAGUGAAGAACAUCUGCAGAGGAGUCAAAGAAGUCCAGAAGUUCAUCAACAAAGGAGAGAAGGGGAUCGUGGUGUUGGCUGGAGACACGCUGCCCAUCGACGUGUACUGUCACCUGCCCGUCAUGUGUGAGGACAGAAACCUGCCGUACGCCUACAUCCCAUCCAAAGUGGAUCUGGGUUCGUCUGCGGGCUCCAAGAGGCCGACGUGUGUGAUCCUCAUUAAACCCCACCAGGACUAUCAGGAGUCGUACGACGAGUGUUUGGAGGAGGUGAGCGUCCUGCCCAAACCUGUGAGACGUCAGCCAAUCAGGGAGUACCUCUGGGUCUUCAGCCAAUCGGGGAACAGCCCUGAGGUCACCUUCCUCUACACGUCUCCUCCGUAUAUUCUGUGUCAACACCUGAUCUCUGAACUCUGGAAGUGUAAAGAAGGAGGUUCAGUUGUUGGAUCCUGGCGCUAACAGUUCUUUGUGCUAAACAGUUUCCACCGGCCUCCAUUCUUUGUGCUAAGCUAGGUUAACGUGGUCCUGGAUAGUGAGUGUGUAGACGUCAGAGCGAGGAGGUUUAAAUAAAUCUGAGUUUCUUUAUGUCAGAGUGUAAAGAAACACUCUCAGAUCUCUCUCUCUCUCUCUCCUGCAGGAUGACA